AGGCGGGCUCUCAACCACUGCGCCUACAGGGAAGCCCUACACUUAUAUUUCAAUCACCAACUGAUGCACACUGUUUAUGGAGAAAUAUGGUAAAACUGGAAAAGGUGGCUCAGCAGUUGAAUAAACAUUUCUAGCAAGCAUUUAUGGUGCUGGAUAUGGAGAGUGCAGACCUGGGGGUGCCCAGCUGCAACCCUCCAGGGACCUGGAGCAGGCAUAGAGCGUGCACACGGAUAGUCUGGGGUGCGGCAGCCUUACAGGGCUACAGCUCUUAGAUCCAAGUGGAACAGUUCAUGUGUCUUAUUCGAAGAUAGUUCAGAAUUCUUAAGAGCAUGAAAUGGCUUUCUAGAAUCAUCAUUUUUUUCCAUCAUUUGAGUUUUCAGAAGCAAAAGGAAGUCAGUUCUUGGUUUGUCUCUGACCUGAGGGGAAUGGAGAGUUUGGAGGAGUUGGUAGCAAAUCCUUGAACAGUUUGCCCUCUCAGCAAUGGGAUGGGAAGGGGGCAGGUGUCAGGCUCUGUGAAGGGCCUGGGGCUCGUUUCCAGUACUGGAGUUAGGUAGGCUCUGUGUGGCUUCCGGAGGCAAACCUAGGACUCAGAAGGCAGGAGUUCCUGGGAGGUAGGUGCUGUUGCACUCAGGGGAGCUCUUGAUUAUCGUCAGAGCUGGCUCAAGAGUCCAGGGCCACCAUGCCAGGUGGGCGUGCAGACAGGACUGGGCCCUCUAUCUGGGCCCUCAGAUUCUUGACCUGUGAGUUCCUGGAGGUUCUGUGAUUGUAUAUGGAGGCUGCUAAAAAGAAGAGUCGUGUCAGGUGAUGUGCCACUUCCAGGCAGGUGGGGUUAAAAGCCUUCCAGUGCUCCUGGGACUGCAACAGAGUUUCCUGGAUUCAUCCAUUGGAGGCUGUAAAAUGAAGAGCUGCUGUUUACUGAGCACUUACUAUAUGCCAGGUAUUGUGUAGAGUGCUUUGCAUCCUUGGUGGUUCUCUGAACCACUCUUGCAAGUGGAUGCUCCAUCUUCAUUUUAGGGGAGAGCAGAGGUUAAGUGAUCUGUCCAGUGUCACAGAGGUGGAUAUGGGAAAGCUCUGGGCCCAAACCCAGUGCUGGUUGGCUCAGAAGCCGAUGGGCUUAACAACAGUGUCCCACCUCCUACAUAAGCAGUGCCCAGCAUGAAAGUUGAACUCCAUUUCGUCUUCUGAGGUUAACCUUAAAUGUGAAGUGUUUUUAAACGUUAAGUUUUGCAUUUCUAUUUCCUUCCCAUAUCCUACCACCUUUCCCCCCUUAAAAUCUUCUAGCCUAGUGGGUCCUAACCUUUUUGGGUGUUAGGGUCCAUUUUUAUGAUCAGAAACAUUCAGGAACUUCCACAUAAUGGCAGGUGUACUUUGAGUAGCUGUUUUUUUGUUUUUGUUUUUGGAGAAAACUCAAGGACAGAAGCUACUCCUAAUCCAGUAAUGUUUUGAAAUGAAGUUAUAGCUUGUUGUCAGAACAGCAUCUACUUAAACCUGGAAGCCGACUUUACUUGUAUGUGUGUGACACCUAGGAUCGAACCCUUUGUUCUGCCUCUGGUUGGGGCCCCCUGUUGUCCCUACUGCUCUCCCUUUUCCAGAAACCUUUCCUGCUUUAAUCAAAGACAGUCUCCUUCUGGCACUGUACAUAACUUAAAAAUCCUACAUUCCUGCUGAGUAUAGGUCUUGUUGAACACGUUUUCUAUGGGAUUGCAAGCUCCUUGCUGGCAGAGCAUGAGUUACUCCCCAGGUAUCCAGAACUUCUUCAGCAAGUGGGUGCUCAGAUGCUUGUUGAUCUUCCGUGAAAAGGGCUGGUCUUCAGAAUUGGCUGUCAGCGCUUACUGAGCAGGUAUGAGGUGCCAGCACUUUUCACCUUUAAUCUGUACAGCAACCCUGGGAGGCAGGUACCAGUGCAGAAACUGAGGCGCAGUGGACACACAGCUAGAAGGGAUGACACUAGGGUUGGAACCUACCCACCCAGUCCUUAGCCACCUGCUGCUGCCUCCCAUGUCACUCGAGAGAGGGCAGUGGAUACAAGGCAGACAUUCCACUCUCCUGCCUGGAUUUGGAUCCUUAUGCUGGAUUCAUCUGUACAACGUUUUUAUGCUUGUCCCAGAGGAAAGUUGUACCUGAAAUACUUUCUGCUUUCUCUUGAACUGGCUGAGGAUAAGGUGUGAAGUGUUUUUUCCUUUUUGUUUCUUGGCUGGCAUUUUUCACCCCUGACAGUGAAGGUGGCUCUUGAUCUUAGAUUCCCUGGCUGUCUGUGAUCCCUGGAGACACUGUUCAAAUGCUACCUUGGGAUCCUGUGUCCUUUUUUGGUCAUGUGACAAAUCAAACCCUUCCUGGACACCCCCCUCUCCCGAGUUUCAUUCGUCAAGGGCCAAAAAAUGGGUGAUGCUUUCUCCAGGCCACACCCUGUGGUGGGUCAGCCUCAUGGCUGCUGUGGAGACUCUAGUCACUUGUCCACUGUGUGCACAAAGUGAUUUUGUAGGUGGCUGGCCUUGGCUCUGUGAUGGGGGGUUCUGUGGUGCAAACGUCAGCAGUCAGGUGAGUUACUGAUGGAGAACUCAGCUGCACAUGACUGUGGCUCACACCGAGAGGCCAUUGGUGGCCUGGCAGCCCUCCUCCAGGUGCCGGUGGCCCCGCUGUCCUGCUUGUACCUUCAGCUCCUUCCCUUACCCACAGUCCGGUCAGAUUUGGCUCCGCAUGGUGCCUGGCCCCCCAAGCUGGCUGCAGCUCUGCUUGCACACACCUGGGGGCUGGUUCUCCUUGUCCCCUUGAUGCCUUACUUGGAUAUUCCCGCCUCCCCUAUUCCACCUUAGCUCUCUUGACCCCUCUUUCCAUCAGGUCCCUGGCCUAGCUUGGGUUGGAUCAUGGGGUGGUGGCCACGUCCGCUUUCCCCUGGGUGAUCCCCAAGAUAGCUACCUGUGUCCUCCUUCUUGAAGCCAGUUCUCCUGAAAGCCACUUCCAGUAAACACUUCCCAUCUUUUUUUUACCCCUUGGUGCACCUUGCAUCUGUGCCAGGCAAAUAGUUGGCAAGCUAGCUUUUUAGAGCUGCGAGGGUGGGGGGUGAGUGACACUGACGUGUAGGUAUAUAAACUAGGAAGAGUUUACCCUUUCUGCUCAUUGUUUCACAUUGUUUCCUUCAAGUGUUCAGUUAGAUAGUUGCAGGCAGAGCACCUUACUAAUUCUUUUAACCCCUUUUCUCUAGAGGGAGGGUGGCACUGCACUCAUGACAGGAGCUUAAACGCAGAGGGGCUCAUUGGCUUGUGUUACUUAAAGGCCCAGAAAUGGGCCUCUUCUCAGGUGACGACCUGGCUUUACUCCCUCUCUCUCUUUUGCUUUUUGUUGUGUUGCCUUUGCAUAGUGGGUGUCUUCUCCCCAGCCCCUGCAGCUUUGGGAUCCACCCUCACUGACCAUUAUCCAGGGGCAGAAAGAGAAGUCACCUCUUACCCAGAAGCCCCAGCAGACAUUUCCCGGUGCCUUCUCUGGACUUUGAUUGAAAUAGCAGGCUGUGUUCGUUGGUUCACCCCUGAAUCUUGGCAUGGUGUUAGUUCCACCCAGACUGACCCAGAGUAGAGGGGGUGCCCCCAAGAAACAUUAGGUCCUGUUAAUGGGAGAAUGGGAUGGGGAGUGGGCUGGUGGUGAUCCCUGGGUGAGUGCUGGUUUAGUCACCUCUUUGAUAUGAUAGCACCUUCAAAUAGUUGGGCACCUUCAAAUAGGUGGGUGUCAUGCUAGGCCUGGGAGACUUGGGUCCAGAUGACAGAAUGGAUGUAACUGAAAUAUGAGGUCUGGCGUAAGCAAUGGGAUUGUUUGGAUGGCGUCAGAUCACAGCCAGGGUUCUAAGUACCCACUCCUGGUUGAACUGCAGACUCUGAUUUGCCUGUAGUCUCACUUGGGUACCUUGUCUUAGUGCAGGUGCUAGGUUGCAGCUUCUGACCCUAUCCUGGGCUAAGGAGCCCUUUAGGAAUCCAGGAGAGCCUCACCAUAGCACUGCUGAUUCUCCUGUCCCCAUCACCUUUCCUGAUGCUGCAGUAACUGCCUGGAUGAGCCUGGGUAGAAGGAGACCGUGCCUGUGACCCAGGCAGGAGCCGAGUUCUCCAGACUUCUGUUCUCUCGGGCUCAGAGAUCCGGAACAUGGUGGCGGUGCAGGAAGUCAUCUCCAGCCUGGAGAAAUACCCCAUUACCAAAGAGGCACUGGAGGAAACCCGACUUGGGAAGCUCAUCAACGACGUCCGCAAGAAGACGAAGAACGAGGAGCUCGCCAAGCGGGCCAAGAAGCUGCUGCGGAGCUGGCAGAAGCUCAUCGAGCCCGUGCACCAGAAUGAGGCUGCACUGCGGGGGCUGGCGGGUGCCCCCGGCUCGGCCAACGGGGGCGCCCAUAACUGCCGGCCGGAGGCAGGGGCGGGCGGCCCGCCCAAGAGCAUCCAUGACCUGAAGAACCGCAAUGACAUCCAGAGGCUGCCCGGGCAGCGGCUGGACAGGCUGGGCAGCCGCAAGCGCCGGGGGGACCAGCGCGACCUCGGUCACCCUGGGCCACCUCCCAGGGUCUCCAAAGUGAGCCACGACUCCCUGGUAGCCAACUCGUCCCCCCUCCCCACCAAUGGGAUCAGUGGGAGCCCUGAGAGCUUCCCCGGCCCCCUGAACAGCAGCGGGCACGUGGGCCCCGAGGGCAGCCGCCUGGAGCACAGCGAGAAUGACAAGCACAGUGGCAAGAUCCCCGUCAAUGCCGUGAGGCCACACACCAGCUCCCCGGGUCUGGGCAAGCCCCCCAGGCCCUGCUUGCAGACGAAGGCUGUGGUGCUGCAGCAGCUGGACAGGGUGGACGAGACUCCAGGUCCCCCCCACCCCAAGGGGCCGCCUCGCUGCUCUUUCAGUCCCCGGAACUCACGGCACGAGGGCUCCUUUGCCCGGCAGCGGAGCCCAUACACAUACAAGGGCUCCAUGCCCAGUCCCUCGCCUCGGCCCCAGUCACUCGAUGCCACACAGGUGCCGUCACCGCUUCCGCUGGCCCAGCCGUCCACGCCCCCCGUGCGGCGGCUCGAGCUGCUGCCCAGCGCAGAGAGCCCGGUGCGCUGGCUGGAGCAGCCUGAGGGCCACCAGCGGCUCGCGGGGUCGGGCUGCAAGGCAGGGCUGCCACCGGCCGAGCCCCUCCUGCCCCGGGCAGGCUUCUCCCCGGACUCCUCCAAGGCAGACAGCGAUGCUGCCUCCUCCGGUGGCUCGGACAGCAAAAAGAAGAAGAGGUACCGGCCUCGUGACUACACGGUUAACUUGGACGGGCAGGUGGCCGAGGCAGGUGUCAAGCCUGUCCGGUUAAAAGAGCGGAAGCUCACCUUUGACCCCAUGACGAGACAGAUCAAACCUCUGACCCAGAAAGAGCCAGUGCGGGCCGACAGCCCUGUGCACACGGAGCAGCCGAGGACAGAGCUGGACAAGCCCGAGGCCAAGGCCAGCCUCCAGAGCCCUUUUGAACAGACGAACUGGAAGGAGCUGUCGCGCAACGAGAUCAUCCAGUCCUACCUGAGCCAGCAGAGCAGCCUGCUCUCGUCGUCGGGUGCACAGACCCCGGGCGCUCACCACUUCAUGUCCGAGUACCUGAAGCAGGAGGAGAGCACUCGGCGCGGGGCCCGGAAGCCGCACGUGCUGGUGCCUCACAGCCCACCCACGGACCUCCCAGGGCUAAGCCGUGAGGUCACGCAGGACGAUCUGGACAGGAUCCAGGCCCGUCAGUGGCCGGGGGUGAACGGGUGUCAUGACACACAGGGUAACUGGUAUGACUGGACGCAGUGCAUAUCGCUCGACCCGCACGGCGACGACGGGCGGUUGAACAUUCUGCCUUAUGUCUGCUUGGACUGACUGGCCUGUCGGGCUCUAAGUGCAUUCCCACCUUGCAGUCAGCCAUAGAGCCCGGCGCCUCCAGUGGUUGGGAAUCCGGAGGGUGGGGGGAGGUCCGGCCUGGGGUGGGAGGGAGAGGGAACGAGAGUCUCUAGGUCUCUCUGUGCUCUUCCCUCAAAAUUCUCCUUCUUUUGUGAAAUGCUGCUACCAGUUUACUAACAAAAUUGCAAAGGAAGGACCGCGUGGAAGGAAGGCCAGCAAAGUGAGUUCAGAACUCUAUAGCAAACCAGCUAUAAAAAGCGUUAGCCCCCCACCCCGGAAGAGGUGUGGACGCUUCCCAGCCCCCGGUGAGCUGGGACCUCAGUUGCAGGCAGGCACAGAAAACCUGUGGAAGAGGUUACCUUUAACACAGCAACAGAAGCACGCAUCUCAUCUCUGCAUUUUCUGUUUUUUAACGUGGCCCUGAGUGUUUGAGGCAGUGGGCAACGCUGUGGCCUCUGUUUGCACCCCACCUGGCCAGCUUUUCCAUCAUGGUGCCAGAAGCUUCUCAGCUCUAGCGAGCUGCUGGCAUCAGGCAGGCCAGCUUGCCAGCCAGUUUGACCCAUGCUCCCUGGGCGUCCACACAUUUGUAUCUGGUUUCAGUUACAACCCAAUUUUUAAAGAAAUGCUGCAAAAAUUUAAGUUUUCUGGAGUUUAUUUUACCCCCCUCUUCCAUCUGACCAUCAAACGAAUAACGUUCCUUGUUCCUCCCUCUUCAUUUUCCCCUUCCUGCACAUAUCUAGAAAAGUUCACCUUUCUAGAGUCUCCUCCCCAGAAAACACAAAAGUAACCGUGGGUGCUACUGGUGUGUAAGCUGUACUGUUGGGUGAGAAGAGACCUGUCUGUACGCUGGAAACACUCAUAACCAUUCCUUUAGAUUCGUUUGCCUUAUGGUUAUUUGUCAUAAACGCGAUUUGCAAAAACAAGGAGCCUUAGUGAAUGUACAGUACCUAGACUUCUGUGUUCUCAGGACGCAGAAGGGAGCAACUUUGCUAUUUGGUCCAGUAAAUGGACACCUUGUGAUAUAAAUGUGGAAAUAAAAAAAAAAAAAAAAC
Molecule: messenger RNA, 6920 nt
Organism: Delphinapterus leucas (beluga whale)
Lineage: Eukaryota; Metazoa; Chordata; Mammalia; Artiodactyla; Monodontidae
Source: RefSeq, a predicted model, not a curated record